Molecule: messenger RNA, 2344 nt
Organism: Closterium sp. NIES-67
Lineage: Eukaryota; Viridiplantae; Streptophyta; Zygnematophyceae; Desmidiales; Closteriaceae
Source: the annotation of a GenBank genome assembly
GUAGUCAGAUCACCACAUCACGGCAGGCGGGUGUGUUAGCUGUGAGUCACGCUUAUCGGUAGUCUGAGCGUCGUAUAGAAUCCUGAUUCGGGCUUUGCCACGUCACCAUCACGAUGCGGUGCCACUACGAGGUGCUGGCCGUCGAUCGAUCCGCAUCAGCGGACGAGAUCAAAUCCGCAUAUCGCAAGCUCGCAUUACAGUGGCAUCCCGAUAAGAACCAGAACAAUGUCGAGCACGCUACAGCCAUGUUCAAGCAGAUCCAGAGCGCGUACGAAGUGUUGAGCGACAAGCACGAGCGAGCGUGGUACGACGGCCAUCGGGAUUCGAUCCUUCGCGGCGACAGCCACCACCAUGGCGAAAACCAUUCUUGCGAAGACGAAGAUCUCGACCUGUGGGGUUACUUCUCCGCCUCGGCGUACUCUGGUUAUGGCGACACCGGCGAAGGGUUUUACGCCGUCUAUGCGGAGGUUUUUGACGAGAUUUUCGAGAAGGAAGUCGCAGCGGCUCGGCGCGCAGCGAAGAAGGGGGAGGAGAUUGAGAUGUCGGCGCCGCCGUUGGGGAAGAGGGACAGCUCAGCUGCUGACGUGUCAGCGUUCUUCAAGUUCUGGCAGUCGUUCGUGAGCGUGCGCGACUUCGCGUGGAAGGAUCAGUACAACCUGAACGAAGCGCCCAACCGACGGGUGCGGCGGCUGAUGGAGGAGGAGAACGCGAAGCUGCGGCGGCGAGCCAAGCGCGAGUUCAACGAGGCUGUCCGCCAGCUGGCGGCUUUCGUCAAGAAGCGCGACCCGCGCGUUAAGGAGCAGCAGGCGGAGGCGCGGAGGGUGGCGGCGGAGAGAGAAGCGGAAGCCAAGAGGCGGAGAGAGGAGGAGCGGAGGGAGAAGGCGCGGAGGGCGCAGGAGUACGAGGAGCCCGAUAAGGUGUUCAGGAGCAUGCAGCAGCUGGCGAACCAUGAGAGAAGCAAGAAGCACCUGGAGCGACUGGAAGAGCUCCGAGCUGAGUUGCUGGCAGAUGAAAUGAUGGAGGCGGGGGAGGAGAGCGAGGGGGAGGAGGGGGAAGAGGGGGAGGGUGGGGAGGAUGAGGGACUGGAAGGGGUGGAAGGGGAGGAGGGAGAGGAGGUGGAGGAGGUGGAAAUGGCAGAAGGGAAGGAGGGAGGUGCAGACGGGGAUGGGGACGUGGUUGGGGGGACGGAGAGUGAGGAAGAAGAGGUGGAGGAGGAAGAGAGGGAGGGGUCCGACAGGAGAGGGGUGGAAGAGGAGGAGGAAGAGGUGGAGGAGGAAAAGGAGGAGGAAGAAGAGGAUGAGGACGCGGAGGAAGAGGCAGAGGAGGUGGACGAGGAGGAUGAGAUGGCCAUGCUGGCCGCCAUGCUGGCACGGCAGCAGAUGGCUGACAAGAGGAAGCGGAAGGAGAGAGCACAGAAAGAACAGGAGGAGAAGGAGAGGAGAGAAAAGGAGAAGAGAGCAGACGAGGGGGAGGGUGGGGAAAGUGCGGCUGCAGGGGUCUCAGCGGAUUUUCAGGCAGAAACGAGUCACAGCCAGCAAAACGGUACUGCUGGUGAAGGCUUAUCUGAAGCGACUGAGGACGCAGCAGGAGAUAGGGAUGGGCAGGGGGCAGCACUAGAAGGUGACAAUAACGAAGGUGGUAAGGAGGAGGGGAAGGAGAGUGAGGGAGCAGGGGGGAGAGGUGGGGAAGGGGAGGAGGAGGAGGCGGAAGUAGCAAAGGGGAAGGGGAAGAAGGGGAGGCGGAGAGCAGCCAAGGGGGCAGGCGGGAAGGGCGGAAGUCAAGUGGGUGAGGGAGCGGUGGGGGGCUCAAGUACCUCAAGUGGGUCUAGAGCGAGCUUGAAUGGGGAAGACAUCAGCAGUCGAGGGGUGGUGGAUGGUGGGGGAGAGAGGGGAGGGAGGGGCACCAAGGGCGGCAAGAAGGAGAGAAGAAAGGGGAAGAACUCGGAGCCGUCACUGGCAUGUGGAAUCUGUGGUCUCGAGUUCGAUACCCGGAACCAGCUGUUCAAGCACAUAGCGGCCAAGGGCCAUGCGCAGCUCAAGUCCUGACUGCUGUCUGACGAUCGUGCAGACGGAUGGGUUUAUUAUUACCGUGUGGCCUUCAGUAUGCCGUCCACGGCAUCGUACGCCGCUCCAAUGCUGUUCCAGCUUCCAGCACCGCAAAGAUGAUUACACCACGCGAUUGGCCUCACUCAUACAACACAAUUGUGCUUGCAUUGUAUUGUAGUCGUGAUGUGUGCAAUAUAGUACGGCCAAUGCACUUCCACGUUUCUUCCAUCCCUCGACCCCAUUGUGUACCGUCAAGCGUGUGUACUGCUGGAUGGUAGCAACAAACUCCCAGUACCUUU